ACAGGCGUGCGCCACCAUGCCCGGCUGCCUUCUGUGAAAUUUGGAGUUGUGUUUUUAUCAGAACUAAUGUGGAACAUGAAAAUAAUGGGCAUUUCUUCCUAGCUCAGUUGCUUCCUCCACUGUGAUAAGAGAGUGAAAGAUUGUUACUCAGCCUGUUGAUAAUGUUUUUCAUUGUUUUCAUCAAGAAACCAAUCUUUCUUUGUUCCUAAUCAACCUUUGUGUUUGCUCAUAGGUGAAAUUAAGGAUUGUUAGAAAACGUAGAUGUUUACUCCACACUGGAAAAUGCUACAGAGGAACCAGACUUCUUUCUAUAUAAACAGCAUUGCAUAGCAUCUGAAAAGUCCACCAACCUUAUGAGACCAUUGAAUCCCUGGCCUCAAAUAGAAUUCACUAGUCUAUUAUACUAACACAAUGGUUGUGAGAAUGUGCAUGCCUGGUGCCAGCCUUCCCUCCACCGCUGGCGUCUCCCCCUUUGUCAUGGUGACAGGCACCAAAGUCACACUCCAGUCUGGAUCUGACCUUACAAGGUGAAGCCGGGACGGGGAUUCGGACACCAUCUGAGGAAGACAGACUCUCUCUGUUCCUCUCAGCUCCUGAGACUUGGAGAAAGUGAACUCUAAAAGCCAGUCUCUCUCUGUUUGAAUGACAGACCUUGUGGAGGACUUGUGCUGUGGUUUCUUCAAUCCAGGUGCAAAAAAGUCUUAACCAAGUUAUAAUCUAGGCGACAGACUCCCUGAAGUGUUGACUGCCCAAUUUAAUCAUGAACAUGAUUCAAAAAUGUUAAUAAAUAAACCAAGACCAUGGGGAACUCAUACGCGGGGCAACUGAAGUCUGCUCGAUUUGAGGAAGCUCUCCACAACUCCAUAGAAGCCUCUCUCAGAUGCAGUAGUGUGGUUCCACGGCCAGUUUUUUCGCAGCUCUACUUGGACCCUGACCAGCAUCCUUUUCCAUCUGCAGAUGUCAAACCCAAAGUGGAAGAUCUGGAUAAAGAUUUGGUACACCGCUACACGCAAAAUGACAGCUUGGACUUUUCUAACAAUCUGACAGUUAAUGAAAUGGAAGACGAUGAUGAUGAAGAAGAAAUGUCCGAUUCCAACAGCCCACCAAUUCCCUAUUCACAGAAACCUGCCCCAGAAGGCUCUUGCACUACAGACGGUUUUUGUCAAGCAGGAAAGGACCUGCGUCUGGUAUCGCUCUGUAUGGAGCAGAUCGACAUCCCAGCAGGGUUCCUUCUGGUGGGGGCCAAGUCUCCCAAUCUUCCUGAACACAUCCUAGUCUGCGCUGUGGACAAGCGCUUUCUACCGGAUGACCACGGGAAAAAUGCACUUUUAGGGUUUUCUGGAAACUGUAUCGGCUGCGGAGAAAGAGGAUUUCGGUAUUUCACGGAAUUUUCCAACCACAUUAACUUGAAGCUCACCACCCAGCCCAAGAAGCAGAAGCACUUAAAGUACUACCUAGUCAGAACCUCCCAGGGUGUGCUGUCCAAGGGGCCGCUUAUCUGCUGGAAAGAAUGUAGAAGCCGACAAUCCUCUACUACUUGCCACUCUAUCAAACCAAACUCUUCAGUAUCAACCGUCACCCCAGAAAAUGGGACAACUAAUGGAUACAAAGCAGGAUUCACUCAGACAGAUUCACCAGUUCUCAGUCCAGCUAAUUCUGCAAUCAACUUAAGUGGCGCUCAAGACCUGACCCGGAAUAAGAAUAUUGUGAAACCCCUGGCUUUAUCUUUGCAGACUAUAGGGAAGACUUUUGCCACAGAUGCUGCGAACGGGAGCGGCAGCCAUGGAGGGAAGACCCCCACGCCCAGCUUCACGCCCGCCCGCCCAGGCAGCUAUUCCUUGUCGCCGCGACCUAGUUACGCAUCUGUAGACCAAGCAACCAUGUUCAUUUCCGGGCCACCAAAGAAACGACACCGGGGAUGGUACCCUGGCUCCCCUGUCCCCCAGCCUGGUUUAGUUGUUCCUGUUCCUACAAUUCGUCCCCUUUCAAGAACUGAGCCCCUUCUGUCUGCCCCAGGUCCACAGACCCCAUUAACUGGAAUUUUACAACCUCGGCCCAUUCCCGCAGGGGAAACUGUAAUUGUUCCUGAAAACCUGCUGAGUAACUCAGGAGUUAGGCCGGUAAUUCUGAUAGGCUAUGGCACUUUACCCUAUUUCUAUGGGAAUGUCGGCGACAUUGUGGUGAGUCCGCUGCUGGUGAACUGCUACAAGAUUCCACAGCUGGAAAACAAAGAUUUGGAACAAUUAGGGUUGACUGGCAGCCAGCUCCUGAGUAUGGAAAAUAUGAUCCUUCUGACCAUACAGUAUCUUGUCCGGCUUGGUCCAGAUCAGAUUCCUCUCAGGGAAGAAUUUGAGCAGAUUAUGCUGAAAGCUAUGCAGGAAUUUACUCUGAGAGCGCGCGCCCUGCAGGUGGGCGCCGCCUGCGGCCCCGUGUCCCCGGGGCAGCUCCCCUGGCUUGCCAGAUUAAUCGCCAGCGUGUCCCAAGACUUGGUCCAUGUGAUGGUGACCCAGAACUCUCUGGCCGAGGGCAUUUCAGAGACUUUGCGGAUCCUCAGUGAAAUGAGACACUACCAAAGGCUUCCGGAUUACGUGGUGGCAAUUUGUGCAUCCAAAAUCCGAGGAAAUGAAUUUUGUGUGGUGGUACUCGGGCAGUAUCAGUCUCGGGCUCUGGCCGAGAGCAUGCUCACCACAAGUGAGUUUUUGAAAGAAAUAAGUUACGAGCUCAUCACAGGAAAGGUCAGUUUCCUGGCCUCACAUUUCAAAACCACGUCAUUAGGCGAUGACCUGGACAGGCUGCUAGAAAAAAUGCAACAAAGGAGAGGAGACAGUGUGGUCACCCCUUUCAAUGGAGACCUCCAUGAGUGUGUGUCGCCGCAGGAGGCUGCUGCUAUGGUUCCCACGCAAAGCCUGGAUUUAGAUAAUGAAACCUUCCAAAUUUACCAACCGCAACUUACGGUGGCCAGAAAGCUCCUCUCCCAGGUGUGUGCCAUUGCGGACAGCGGCAGCCGGAGCCUGGACCUCGGCCACUUCAGCAGAGUGGACUUUGUCAUCAUCGUCCCGAGAUCAGAGGUUCUGGUCCAGCAAACUCUGCAGCGGGUGCGACAGUCAGGUGUCCUGGUGGACUUGGGCCUGGAGGACACGGCGACGGCGCACCAGAGGGCGGAGAAGUACGUGGUCCGUCUGGACAGCGAGCUCCAGGGCAAGCUGGAGGCGUUCCUGCGGAGGGUGAAGCAGAACCCGUACACGCUCUUCGUGCUCGUCCACGACCACGCGCACGUGGAGCUCACCAGCGUCAUUUCGGGAUCCCUGUCCCACGGGGAGCCCAGCCACGGCCUGGCGGACAGAGUCAUCAACUGCAGAGAAGUCCUGGAAGCUUUCAACCUCCUGGUGCUUCAGGUCAGCUCCUUCCCGUACACCCUGCAGACCCAGCAGUCCCGCAUCAGCGCCAGCAACGAGGUACACUGGAUACAGCUGGACCCCACGGAGGACGCGGGCUGCGGGGAGAAGCUGUACUUCGGCCUGAACGAGUACAGCAGGUCCCUGCAGUGGGGCGUCACCAGCCCGCUGCUGCGGUGCGACGAGACCUUCGAGAAGAUGGUGAGCACGCUCCUGGAGAGGUACCCGCGGCUGCAUAGCAUGGUCGUGCGCUGCUACCUGCUCAUCCAGCAGUACGCGCAGGCGCUGAUGGCGCUCACCACCGUGGCGGCGCUGCGGGACCACAGCACGCCCGAGACGCUGAGCAUCGUGGACGACCUCAUCAGCUCCCCGGGCAAGAGCGCGAGCGGCCGGGGACACAUGCUCGUGAUCCGGGUGCCCUCGGUGCAGCUGGCCAUGCUGGCCAAGGAGCGGCUGCAGGAGGUGCGCGACAAGCUGGGCCUGCAGUAUCGCUUCGAGAUCGUCCUGGGGAGCCCGGCCUCGGAGCUCAGCGUGGCGACGCACUUCGUGGCGCGAUUAAAGACGUGGCGGGGAAACGAGCCGGAGGAGUGGACGCCACGGACGUACCAGGAUCUCGAAGGGCUGCCGUGCAUCGUGAUCCUGACCGGCAAGGACCCGCUCGGAGAGACCUUUCCCAGGUCCCUCAAGUACUGUGACCUCCGCUUAAUCGACUCGAGCUACCUAACUCGCACUGCCCUGGAGCAGGAGGUGGGCCUGGCCUGCUGCUACGUCUCCAAGGAGGUCCUGCGGGGGCCCACCGCUGUGCUCGACCUCAGCGGGAAGGAGCCCGAGAGGCCACCAGCCAGCGAGCACGAUCCCGACCUGGACCCGGACCCGGACCCGGACCCGGGCCCGGACCCCAACCCCGACCCCGACCCGGACGAGCUGCUCGCUGACCUGGAGCGGCCGCCGAGCAACAGCAGUGCCUUCACGGGAACCUCGGGUCUGUGUUCGGCUCCCCUUUCCUGGAGGGAGGGGGGGGCGCUGAGCCCAGAGACCCCCCAGAGGGCCUCAGAGACCCCAACCCUGGAGGCGGGGUGCUUGAGAAACACGGGCGGGGGCACGGGUGUUCUCGCCCCCAGGAUGGCACGGCCCCUGCCCGCCGCCUCCACAGCCAGGCAGCGGCGAGAAGCUGCCCGGUCCGGCUGUCUUGAGCAGCUGGCCGGCUGCGGAUGGCGGGGGACUGGCGUAGUGUGGGCAGGAGCGGGAAAGCCACCCGCGUUUAAUCAGCGCCUGCGGCUGCGUUCCUCCGGCGCACAGCCUGGAUUGCACACGCACGCGCGCGUGAUCACACCUUCCCGUCCACACCCGUGUCCCCACCUCCCCUCGGGUUACCCAGCGCUCCGGGCUGGCCUCAGAACACUCCAGAUCCUCGAAGGGGGUUGGGACCAGGCCAAAGCCAAGGGAAACGGAGCCAGGGCGGUCACCAGGGCACAGGCCUCUCGCUUGGGUUCUCUUCCGCUCGCCCGCCUCGUCUUCCUCGGCCCGCUGUUAGCCACCCGCCACCCGCCUGCCCGUCUCAGCCCUUUGAUGCACGUCCCUACCACUUGGAGAGCGCGGCGUGGAGGGGAUGCGUCUGGGCCCACAGGUGGGGAGCAGGGAGCCGCAGGCGGGCAGCCCGUCCAGGCCGCGGGGCCCCCAGCUCCCGCGCGUCCGGGCGCCCUGAGCCCGGGCCGAGCCUGGCCUGCAGACUCCGGCCUGAGCACGGCGGCACAGGCCCCGGGCUCAGCUGUGCGGCACGCACGGGGCUGUGCCCACCCCCCAACCUCUUGGCUAUCAACCUCUGGAACCUCCGUAGCUGAAACCGGGGGAGUUGAAAGCAGUGGUGUGGGGUGUAUACCGCGCGUGCCACCGCGGCCGCUUACGGCACCCAAGGCUGCAGGGUUCGCCCGCGCUGGGUUAGCGUGGAGCUUAAGCUCGGAAGGACGUCUGGGGCAGAGGCUGUGGCGCUCUGGAGACCCAGGUCCCGGCACAGCUUCAGCUCCUCCGCCCGCGUCUUCUUGGCCAGAGCACAGCGAGGGCGGCCGCUCGAGCCAGGCCGAGGGGGAGCCGUGGCCAGACCUGGAGAGCUUCGGCAAGAUGCCCUUCGACGUCAGCGUGCACGACCCCAAGUUCCGCCGCAUGAGCCUGGUGUACACGCAGCGGCUGGCGGGCGUCAAGCGAGAAGUACCGAGGGACGGGAGGAGCGAGGAGCCGCGGAAGCGGGACACCGUGUCCAUGAUGCUGACCCAGUACGCGGCCCACAACACCUUCCACCACUGCGAGCAGUGCCACCAGUACAUGGAGUUCGCCGCCGCCCCCCAGAUGUCGGACUCCACCCUUCAUGCCUUCACGUUUUCCUCCUCCAUGCUGGGAGAGGAGGUCCAGCUCUACUUCAUCAUCCCCAAGUCCAAAGAGAGUCACUUCGUCUUCAGCAAGCAGGGCAGACACCUGGAGAGCAUGCGGCUGCCCCUGGUUUCGGACAAGAAUUUGAAUGCAGUCAAGAGCCCUAUUUUCACUCCUUCCAGUGGUCGCCACGAGCACGGACUCCUAAACCUUUUCCACGCCAUGGAGGGCAUCAGCCACCUCCACCUGCUGGUGGUCAAAGAAUAUGAGAUGCCGCUGUACCGCAAGUACUGGCCCAACCACAUCAUGCUGGUGCUCCCCGGCAUGUUCAAUAACGCAGGCGUGGGUGCUGCCAGGUUCCUCAUUAAGGAGCUGUCGUAUCACAACCUAGAGCUGGAGAGGAACCGCCUAGAGGAGCUGGGAGUCAAGCGCCAGUGCGUGUGGCCUUUCAUCGUGGUGAUGGACGACUCCUGUGUCCUGUGGAACAUUCACAGCGUCCAGGAGCAGACCAGCCAGUCUGUGGAAGCGGGGGUUUCCAGUAAGAACGUGUCCUUGAAGAGCGUCCUGCAGCACAUUGAAUCCACGCCGAAAAUCGUCCACUACGCGAUCCUGGGCAUACAGAAGUGGAGCAGCAAGCUGACACCGCAGAGCCUGAAGGCCCCUUUCUCUAGGUGCCACGUGCACGACUUCAUUCUCCUCAACAUCGACUUGACUCAGAACGUGCAGUACGACUUCAACAGGUAUUUCUGCGAAGAUGUCGACUUUAACCUGAGAACCAACAGCAGCGGCCUGCUCAUCUGCCGCUUCAACAACUUCAGUCUCAUGAAGAAGCACGUGCAGGUCGGCGGGCAGAGGGACUUCAUCAUCAAACCAAAGGUCGUGGCGUCCGAGAGCGCGGCUCCCAUCCUGCCCCUCCAGUACGUGUGCGCCCCCGACAGCGAGCACACGCUCCUGGCAGCCCCGGCCCAGUUCCUCCUGGAGAAGUUCCUGCAGCACGCUGCCUACAAGCUCUUCCCCAAAGCCAUCUACAACUUCAAGAGCCCCGUGCUGGCCAUCGACUGCUACCUUAACGUCGGGCAGGAGGUGGCCAUAUGCUACGUCAGCUCCAGACCACACUCCAGCAACGUCAGCUGCGAAGGGGUGUUCUUCAGUGGACUUCUCUUGUACCUCUGUGACUCUUUUGUAGGUGCUGAUCUUCUUAAGAAAUUUAAGUUUCUAAAAGGUGCUACCCUGUGUGUCAUCUGCCAAGACAGAAGCUCCUUACGCCAAACCAUCGUCCGCUUGGAGCUGGAGGACGAAUGGCAGUUCCGCCUCCGGGACGAGUUCCAAACCGCCAACAGCAGUGAGGACAAGCCUCUCUACUUCCUCACCGGACGCCACGUGUGAGCCUCGCGGAGACCAACCAGCAAAGGGACGGCAAGGUGGGGCGGGGCAGAAGCCACUGGGGAUUAUUUCCUUUAAAGUACAAUCACUGUGGAGCAAAGUGCAACGUAUUUCUACUCUCCAAAGAACUCCCCAAUGCGUCCCAGGUCUUUGGGGACGUCCCGGUCCGUCAGGUCCGACUCCAGGGCCUUCGGUUCAGGGGAACUCCACCACAGACCGUGGCUCGGCGAGGACACGGCCUGCCCGUGGGGGCGGAGGAGACCCGCGUGGAGAGCCGGGAGUCUGCGUGGGUUUUCUACACUACGUUAGGGAACGGUCAGCAUUCGCUAGCUUGAAUGUGUCACAUGAGAGCCACACCGCUGGUGUGGAAUGAACUGAAGACUGACGCCUGAGGCCUAAGCCCUCAGUCUCUCUUCAGAUCUGUACUUUGGUACAGCAUUACUCAGGGGUCUGAUACGAUAGAAUGUAGAAGAUACUUGUAUUUAAAAAAAGAAGUAGCCUUGUCUUUCUGUGCAGUGUUAGUUUAAAAUUUAUAAUCUUGUAUGUAUUGAAACUUGGCAAAAUUUCCACAGGAGUUAAAAGUUUACUAUUUAAACUGAACAAACAAAUCAGUAAAUGCAGAGCAGGCAUCGUAUGCAAAUGAAGCUUCUCCGGGCUUACUUCCUUUGCUUUUCCCCCUUCCUUAAAACUCUUCCCAGUCUCUAAGCAUGCCACGCCACCGCGAUUCACCUUGUGCAGAACCCGAUUAGGCACUAGCGCCGGGCCAGUUCAGACACUCUGUUAACCUGCACACGCCCCGGCGUGGCUGGAAGUGAACAGCCGGCACCAGCAAACCUAAAUGCCAGGCCGAGGUCCCGGGGGCUGGAGCGAAGUCGUUUCUGUCAGGCACUCAGGCAGAGCUUCCUUCACAAGUCAAACAGCAUUAGCUGCCUCCCUUACGUGGACACCACGAAGUGCUGCAGUGGGAGAUACCGCCACAGAAGAGACCUGGGAAUUCUACCGCUGACCUUCUGGUGAGGGUUAAGGAACAUCUAGGAAGUCUUCUUGACUCUCACCAGCCGGUGAUACCUAACCAGUAUCGACAACAGGAGGCGUAAGUUUUCUAUGGCUUUCUCAUCAAAUGUUUUAAUCAAAACCAGAUUUCUAGAAAGCAUUCUGAAACAUUCAAUUGGAAGUUUACACUUGUACCACUCUGGUUCUUGUUCUUAAACAAUCUGAGAUUUUUCCCAUUAGCCCGUUUGUAUCACUUUAUCCCCACUUAAAAUGGCCAUACUUGAAUCUCUCUUGUGAAACUACUGAGAGGCCCUACAAAGCCUGCAUUUGCUGAGAACAAAUAGUAUUAACUGACCAGCUUUAUUAUCUUGUAAUAACGAGUUUACAGCUAGUGAAAAGAUGGAAUGUAUUAAGACAAAAUAGACUGCAGAUCUCUUGGUUUUAAUAUAGCUACUUAUGAUGCUUUAAAUGUAUUUUGAAAUGAACAAUUCUUUUUAACCCUAUUUUUUAAUUGUCCUUCAAAGAGGAUCUGCCUUACAUAUGCUUUAAAAACUACUCCAUUUUAGUACAGCUCAAUUUUUGGCCAAGAGGUACAUUCUGAACAGCUGGGUUUAGGUAUGAGUGUAUUUCACAUGUUCUGUUUCUUUAAAAAGGCCUGAUACAGGUGAUAUCACAGUUCCACUGUUUGUGCAAUAUUCCCACAACAUUUCCUAUGUAGAGAAGAUAAAGUACUUGAAGUAAUUUUAAAACAAUGUACCUGGGGCAGAUGGCCUCUCCAGAGUUUCCUUGGGCUUUACAACUUCACAGUCUAAAGGACGCUUCUUAAAGUUACUUUAGAUGCCAGUACUCCGUGUUAGUUAGGGCUGCACUCUGCAAGUUCCAACCGUCAUGAGCUCCUAAGUACCACCCAACCCUGUGGAAGACAAAUGUCAGAAGCGAGCCAAAGGCCGUCACCCCAGUAAUGGAGAAAUCUGCACUGACCUGCCUGUUCUCUCCAAGCCCUGUCUUGCUGUGGUUUGGACCUUCUAAAAUCACUUCAUCAGUGUCCUCCUUUAGAGAAUGUUAAGUCCUCUUGAAGGAUAAAAUUGCACAGGCACAGGACGCCAUGAUCUGUUAAUCUGUGUCUCGGUGUGUUCGGUGUUGGGCUUUCCUACCCUUUAGACCCUAGUGUGGGGCCAAUGGAUUUGCGAGGCCUGCACAGUAAUUCGCCUAGAGACCCGCUGAACCGCAGCGUGUAUGACAGUUCACACAGGUUAAUACUGAAUGUAAACUAAAGGUUAGAAUGAGAACUAUUGUAGUGAAUUUGUUUCUGCUGUAAUUUAUGCAACUGCUUUUUGUGAAUUAGAAAGGGAGCACCUGUUAUUUUAUUACUGUACAAUUUUCUUAACCAAAAUUUGGUGAACUUCACGAGUCAGUCUACCUCACAUUUUGUUUAUGAUUUAAAGUUGUCUUGUGUCAACUGUAUGUUCUUGUCCUUUCAUGUGAUUUGCUGAAUGUAUUAAAAUUCUCUCCCAUCCCCACCCCAAAAAAGUUUGCUUUCUUUCAAUAAAUGCAAUGAGCUUCCCGUCUCCAACAAUGCCCAGGAAAGUCCCCUGAUCGUAGGUGGGAUGGCUCUAAGGGUCUACUGUUCUGGCACGAUGAGCCGAGAAAGUGCUAAAUAUUUGUUGAACAACAAUAACUCCACAGCUUACCCAAAGCAGAUACAUCCACAUAAAUCCACGACCAAUUUGCAGAUUUCUACCCAGAUAGUUGUAGGUGACAGACCUAGAAACUGAGUUAUUAGAUAUAUUCACAGUGCAUCCCCAAUCUUUUAUCUUAUAGAGUACAACUAUGCUGUUAUCCUGCUCUCAAACACAGCUCUGGGUUGCUUGAGCUGUGUGGUAGGAUGUAAGGCAUGACUGUUACCUUUCCAUUUAUUUCCUACCCAUCUUCUACUCCACUCAUUCUACUAACGAAUGAAUGAAUGGAAAAUACUGUUUUAGCUGAAAUACACAAAGAGUAACAACAGAACGGGACAGAGAACCCACAGACACGUUCUUCUAGGCCAAAGCCCCCACACUUGGACCUCAAGAAGGACAGUGUUUCCGAGUCUGAUGAUGGACCGAGAGAAAACACUGCCAGGGUCCGCUCCACAUUCCAAACAGCUGCCUCAGAGAGACUCACAUCCAACUACGCAGCCUGGAACAGCACCCAGGACCACUGGGCCUCAGGCCUCUCCUGAGACAGAAUGGCGCUCAAACUUCCUUUGCGUCUGGAACAGUGCUACAACUGAAGCCCUGACCUCACAGCAAAGCCGUCGUUAAGAUGACUGCAGGAAUGGUCUAUAAGGUCAAAGGAAAGUCACUCACGUAAUAAACACCCGGAGUGGAAGUAUCUACUUCAGUGACCACAACACGACAGAGGGAGUGAGCUGUAGGAAGAAAAGGCAAUACUAACAAGUGGGUAUUUUCAACCACUCUUGCAUGAAUAGUCCACAGUAUUUUAUUUUGGCAGGGGAGGGUAAAUAAAGAACUCUUUCCUC
Molecule: messenger RNA, 10656 nt
Organism: Chinchilla lanigera (long-tailed chinchilla)
Lineage: Eukaryota; Metazoa; Chordata; Mammalia; Rodentia; Chinchillidae
Gene: Greb1l
Product: growth regulation by estrogen in breast cancer-like
Exons: 36
Coding region: 801-7145 (2114 amino acids)
Biological process (GO): multicellular organism development; kidney development
Source: RefSeq, a predicted model, not a curated record